This is a messenger RNA of Desarmillaria tabescens, 1205 nucleotides long. RefSeq lists its product as uncharacterized. The transcript has 10 exons. Lineage: Eukaryota; Fungi; Basidiomycota; Agaricomycetes; Agaricales; Physalacriaceae. The record is from RefSeq and is a predicted model, not a curated record. Bases 152 to 907 code for a protein of 251 amino acids.
AGGUCACGAAAUGUUGUGGGAUGUAGAUCGAAGCCCGUCUUAUGGCAUUGAAGGUGAUCAUCUUGAAACUUGAUAGCAUCUUUUUGAUAUAAUAUUGCAUCUGAUUCAACUAUGUCUCAUUCUUACUCUUCUUCUCCCCUUCGCCUCAGAGAUGAGUAGCGAAAUUUCAGACCCCUUUGGGGGUGUCGUCAUAUCUAUAUUCAUUAGCUUCCUCCUCUUGGGUGCUAUGUUUCUGCAGGUAUACAUCUACUUUGAUCGCUAUCCCAAGGACAAUAUCUGGCUCAAGGCAUUUGUCAUAGUCCUCUUUACCUUGGAUGUUCUCGACUCUGUUUUUGUCCUUAUGUGGAUUUAUAACCUCCUGAUCGACAAUUUUGGGAACCUCGUCGCAUUCACCAAAACUGACUGGACCGCCACAAUGGACCCAGUUCUGGAGGGUAUCAUGGCAGGAAUGGUACAAGGUUUUUUUGCAUGGAGGAUCUGGGUGUUAACCAAGAACUAUUUCUAUCUCGGUGUGAUUGUCCUAUGCAUAUUGACAUCUUUUGCCGGCAGUAUGGCGACAAAUAUAAUCUGCUUUUUAACUGACGGAUCAGCUGACUGGAAUGGGCUUCGUAAUGAAAUGGGCGUACCCGUUCUUGUAUGGCUUAUUCCAGCGGCACUUGGGGACCUCGUCAUCACAGUCAUUAUCGCUAUGUAUCUGCAGCGAGCAAAAGGUUCCAUCAGACAGACCAAUCGUAUCUUAGAUAGAAUUACCCGACUGACGAUGCAGAAUGGGUUUCUCACCGCCACCGUCGCCUUAACUGAUGUAGGUUUGACUCUCGGUGUGAAGAGACAACCUUACUAUCUUUGGGUCGUAUUCAUCUUGCCUAAACUGUACACAAACUCGGGUACACCUAUCUACAUGUGUUGAUUCAGUGACGCUGACAGUUAUCCAGUACUUUCGAGUCUUAACGCGGUACGCAAGAUAGCAUCUAUAAUCACUACAUUAUUUGUAUACUUACUCUUGACUUGUUUGUGUUUAGCGCCAACCACACAUUCAGGAUAUCGGAGAUGAAGUGGCCUCUAUGGCCAUGCCGUGGAUUAGUACCGAGGUACGUAUUCCCUCAAAAUACUUUUCAUCAUCUGCCGACGGUUUUGUCCGUUGUAAGCUCGAUCACAGGGAGUCGCUGUAGGUUCAAUUUUCUCGUUUCCCUUGUAUCUAUCCUCAU